Messenger RNA from Cuscuta epithymum, 1009 nucleotides. The record is from the annotation of a GenBank genome assembly. Lineage: Eukaryota; Viridiplantae; Streptophyta; Magnoliopsida; Solanales; Convolvulaceae.
CUUUUUUCCCUUCGAUCGUUUGUUCAUGCCUGCUCCCUUGCGGUCUCGCUCUUCUCAGCUUCUUCACUUGGCGCUUCAGACCUAAAACUCAAGAACCUCCUAAAUUAAGGAUUUAAGGAACUUGAUUGAGUGGCAGAAAUGAAGCGUCAAGUAAGAUGGGAUGAGCAUAAUCUGGGAGAAAUUGAGGCAAACAAACCUGUAAGACAGAAAAUAGCUGAGCCAAAGACACCAUAUCACCGUAUAAUUGAUGAUGAUGGAUCUUUGUCUCCUAUAAGGGUUGGCUCAAGUGAUGAGUCUCGGGAUGCAAUACAUGCUGAAGCUAUAAGGAAUGCAUUGAAUGAUGUUGCAUCUUCUCCAUCUAGUAAAAGUAAAUUGGGAUCUGAUGGUGGUUGGGAAUCAUCUGAAGAUGAUGAGGCAGAAGCAAUUGAUGAAGAUGGUGGAGGUUCAAAGCCAGGAAGUAGAAGCAGGUCCUUUAGGGAACACAGACGGGCCCACUAUGAUGAAUAUCAGAGGGUCGAAGAGCUGCGCUCAAAGGGUUCCUCCAUGGAAGAUGAAUUCGGUGAGGAAGAUGCUGAGAAAAGGGGUGGUGAAGAAGAUGUUGAAGAAGACGUUGAGAAAAGGAGCAGUGAAGAAGAUGGUCAGAAAAGGGGCAAUGAAGAUGCUGAGGAGAAAAGGGGCGGAAGAUGUGAUUUGUCCUCAUCUUUAACAGCCGGUGUUAAUAAUAUAGAAAUUGUGGAAGGUAGUCCUCCAGAUGCUAGUAAGAGUAUAGUAGUUAAUGAAGAAGGUAGUGAAGCUGUCGAUAAACAAUCAGCUCCAGCCAAUGGAAAAGUUGAUCCAGAACCCUUGCAGGUCAAUGUACCAUAAAAGUCAUAAUCUUUAACUGUUUAAUGAUUAAGCACCAAUUUUUGGGUUCUACAAGAUUUGAUUGGUAAGCUUUCUGACCAAGCAUUGUUUUAUGUUUGGAACAUGUGUUGAGAUUGAAGACUCUUCCAUUUUAUUAUUGUCUAAG